This is a messenger RNA of Eremothecium gossypii ATCC 10895, 810 nucleotides long. RefSeq names its product Lot5p (gene LOT5). The coding region runs from base 1 to 810 and encodes 269 amino acids. The transcript has a single exon. Lineage: Eukaryota; Fungi; Ascomycota; Saccharomycetes; Saccharomycetales; Saccharomycetaceae. The record is from RefSeq and is marked provisional.
AUGAACGCGGACAGACCCUGCUGCCAGUUUGUGACCACCAAGCCCACCGUCGAGAACGUCACCCCGUUCGCCCAGUUCCAGCUCACACAGCCGCGCCUCAAGGGUGUCAGCCUCCAGCAGCUCAGCGCGCUGCCCAUCUUGUACGGCGGCGGCCGCAACUUCCUCUUCGGCCGCUUCACAGACAGCGAGCCCCAGCUCCAGGACACAGACCUCUUCGUGCUCGACUCCUGCAUCCUGCUCUGGCCUGCCCACGCGCUCCGCGGCCUCCGUAUCCCGUACGACGCCGUAAUCUACCACGCCGUGCGCCGCGCAGACGUGCUCGAGCUCGUGCUCGCCGUCGAACGCGACGCCACGCUCGACAGCCUGUUCCCGCCUGCGCCCGGCCCGCAGCCCUUCGCAUUGUCCACGCUCGAGCUGCGCCUGCGCCCGCGCUACGCCACCUACGACCGCCACUACUCCGGCGCCGUCGAGCAACUCUUCACCUUCCGCGACUUCGGCCUUAACCGUGGCGACGCCAUGGUCGCCAACUGCAACACCGCCAUCGCCACCUGCAUGGAGUUCCACCACCGCGCCGCCGCCGCCGACGACGACGACGACGACGAUGACGGCCCCGCCGCCCACGUGACCCCUCUAGCCGAGCUGCUCGCCCCCGCCGGUCACGUGCCGAUUUACGCCAACCACGGCUCUGCAGAUGACCUCACCGACGACGGCCUCACCGACGACGGCCCGCAGGGUGGCGCUGCCGCCGGCAUGGCGCUCGCGUUUUGCUCGGCGGCUCGCGUGCCAACCAAGAGGCGCCGGCAGGAUUAG